Chironomus riparius is the source of this 2813-nucleotide messenger RNA. Lineage: Eukaryota; Metazoa; Arthropoda; Insecta; Diptera; Chironomidae. The record is from the annotation of a GenBank genome assembly.
UUUUUAUUGUGUUUUUACGCUUAGCAAAUUUCUUUUCUUCUCCUUCUUCCUAUUGUGCAUUUUACUCCUCGUUCAGUUUCAUUGCUCAUAAAAAAAAAUAUUUUACUUCCCUACCCAUGGACUCCUUUUUAUCUGGCGGUGUAGAUGAGAAUGAUGUACAGAGAAAUGAUAUUACGGCAAAUUUAAUCCUUACAAAUCUCCUCAAUACUUUCCCAAAUAUUGACUCCCUACAAAAUCGAUCGCAAUUUGAUAAUUCAAACAAAAAUGGAAAUAGCAUUUUUUCAAGUCUUCUGGAUCCAUUCGAUGGCAAGCCAUUUAACUUUAAUCUUGAUACUCAGGUUAAUCAUGACUUUUAUGGACCACCGGGCAGUGCUAAACCCAGAAAUAUUUCGGGUAGCGUCUCACCACCAAGUUCAUCAAGCUCGUCACAGAGCAUCUAUUGUGGACGCUGUGAGAACAAUGCUUGUCAUCGAUGCUUAGAUUGCAAUGAUGUCUUUUGUACUGAAUGUGUAAGUGAACAUGCCAUAAACCCAUUUACUGAAAAGCACAACAUCAUAAACAUUGGAAAAAUAACACCAAUUGGAAUCAAUACGGCUCCAGUCAGUCAACUCUUCAAUGAACUUCACAUUCAACCGAUUAAUGAACCCCAGUGUGAGAAUCAUAAUGAGACAUUACGUUUUCUUUGUGAGACAUGUAAGAAAGUCGUUUGUCAGGAAUGUACGCUGAAAGAGCAUAAGGAUCAUGAAUAUGUUGCUAUCCAAAACAUUACACUCGAUAAAGCAAAAGAUAAGCUUAAAGCUGUCUGCGAUAGUUCAAAACUUGGCAUUAAAUUUAUCAAAUCCAGUAUUGAUCGUGCUGUUGCUUAUUCACAAUCAAUUGAACGUGAUUCGUUGGAAAUAUCAUCAAGAGUUCGAAAGGCGUUGCGUCUUUUGAUUUUGGCUGCUGAAGACAGAGAGAGAAUCUUGUUGGAACAAAUCGACAAGUACAGACAACAAAAGAUUGCAAAUUUGUCAGAUCAAAUGUUGGGAUUGCGUUCAGCUUUAGCUGGAUUAGCCCAAACAUCAGAAUCUCUCACAAAAAUAGUCGAUAGAGUUGAAAACUUGCCAAAAAUCGAGGUUGCGUUGCUCCUCACUAGCAGCGAAAGUCAAAUUGAAAAGUUUGCAGCCAUGUACAAGAGCUUGCAACCAAAAGAAGAAUAUUUGACUUUUAAUCCACCAAACUUUGAUUUAUUGCAAGAUAUUCGUAAUCAAGGCGAAAUCAUUAUCAACAACAGAAAUGCCAAUAAUCAGUACACAAACGGUUCAAAUAAUGGUCAAUCAGCAGCUGUUCCAGUUCGUCGACCAGUCGUCAGACAAGGAAUAAAUACAAAUGGUGGAACACAAUGGAAUGAAAGUCCACAGAACGAAAGUACAUCGACAUCGCCUGUUUCAUCGACGAUUGUCACAAACACAAACAGCUCGUUUGUUGUCUCGAACAAAACUUAUGCUUCGAUGGUUAAACCACAAGCUUCUCUUGUUGGACAAUGCGUUUUGGGAGCAUCAAAUCAUGUUUCGGUUAAGCCAGCUUUGGCUCCAAGCAUGUCAUUCUGCUUUGAUGGACAUGAAGAUGGUGAGGUAUCGAGGCCUUGGGGAGUUUGCGUCAAUAAGAACAAUGAGGUUGUCAUUGCCGAUCGUCGAAAUAAUCGAAUCCAGGUAUUUUACCCUGAUGGAACAUUUAAAUUCAAAUUCGGUAACAAAGGAACUGGAAAUGGCGAGUUUGAUCUUCCAGCUGGUGUUGCAGUCGAUGCUCAAAACCGCAUCGUUGUUGUCGAUAAAGAUAAUCAUCGUGUACAAGUAUUUUCAUGUACUGGUAAUUUUAUUACCAAAUUUGGAUCUUACGGAAAGGAAAUAGGUCAAUUUAUGUAUCCUUGGGCUGUAGCAAUCAACACAAAAUCACAAAUUCUAAUUACUGACUCGAGAAAUCACAGAGUACAAAUGUUCAGCAUCGAUGGACAUUUCAUUUCACGCUUUUCGUUUGAUGGAAUGAACCAUAGUCGUUACUUGAAAGGUUUGACAACUCCCAGAGGAUGUGCAUUCACACCUGAAGGGAAUAUUAUUAUCAGUGACUUUGAGAAUCAUCGCUUGAUCUUGCUUGAUGCUUCAAUGACUAAGAUUCUGGCAACAAAAGGACACGAAGGCAAUGCACUCAAUGAGUUCUGUCGCCCAUCAGGCAUUUGCUGUGACGACGAUGGACGAAUUGUCGUUGCUGAUUCAAAGAAUCAAAGAGUUUUGAUAUUUUCAGCUAUGCUCGAAUUUUUAUGGGCUGUUGAAAUUCGACCAUCGUCCCAUAACAUUCUAACCGCAAAUAUGGAUGAAAAGGAUAGACCUUCGGAUGUAGCUCUUUUAACUGAUGGUCGUUUGGUUGUGUUGGUUGAAACAUCGCCUGACUCAAGGGAAGUUGUAAGUCCACAAAAAACUUUUGUUCAAGUUUACUAGUGCAAAGAUUUAUGUGAAAUGAAAUUCAAACCCCAAAACAUGAAUUUCUUUUGUUUCGACUUGAAGGAACUGUUUUUUCAAGGCUAAAGGAAUUAUUUAAAGCCUAAACGAGCAACAAAAAAGACUGAUUUAAUACUCAGACUGGAAUAGAUAAAUUUUUUUUUCUUCAUUUUUAAAUCAAAUUUUACACAUGAGGCUAUAUAUAGUGCAAAUUUACAAUUUUUUUUGCUUUAUUUUUUGAGGAAUCUUUUAAGGACAUCCAAUUUAGGAUCAAGUCCUCGAAAUUCUCUCAAUUUAAUGAUGUUUUAAUUGUUUUAUUUUUAUUAUAUACAUUCCCAG